AUGGAGGAGCUGACGGCGUUCGUCUCCAAAUCGUUUGAUCCCAAAGCGAAGGAGAAGAAGGAGCUCAUCACCUACCGCGAGGUGCUGGAGAGCGGACCCCUGCGCGGAGCCCGGGAGCCCGGCGGAACCGCGGCGGAGCCGGGCCGGGACGAGACGGGCAGCCCAGCGGGGCGGGCGGGUGGCGGACGCUCCCCGCCGCGGGAACCCGACGCCGCCGCCGCCGAGAGAGCCGCCGACGCGGCCACCCCGAAGCUGAGCGACGUGUCCCCGGAGCUGAAAGAGCGCAAGGAGGAUGCGAAAGGCAUGGAAGACGAAGGGCAGACGAAAAUCAAGCAGCGGAGAAGCAGGACAAAUUUCACCCUGGAGCAGCUGAACGAGCUGGAAAGGCUUUUCGACGAGACCCACUACCCGGACGCCUUCAUGCGGGAGGAGCUGAGCCAGCGGCUGGGGCUGUCCGAAGCCCGAGUGCAGGUUUGGUUCCAAAACAGAAGAGCCAAAUGCCGAAAGCAAGAAAACCAGCUGCACAAAGGAGUGCUCAUAGGGGCCGCCAGCCAGUUCGAAGCCUGCCGGGUGGCCCCUUACGUCAACGUGGGAGCGCUGCGGAUGCCCUUCCAGCAGGCAAGUCGGUGCCACUCGCGGCCGCGUGGCUCUCAGGUUCAGGCGCAGCUGCAGCUGGACAGCGCCGUGGCCCACGCUCACCACCACCUCCACCCGCACCUGGCCCACGCGCCCUACAUGAUGUUCCCCGCUCCGCCCUUCGGGCUCCCGCUCGCCACUUUGGCCGAGUCCGCUUCCGCCGCCUCCGUGGUGGCCGCCGCCGCCGCCGCUAAGACGACCAGCAAGAACUCGAGCAUCGCCGACCUGCGGCUGAAGGCCAAGAAGCACGCGGCCGCCCUGGGGCUGUGACCGCUGCAGCGCUGCGCGGCUCCGGGCGGAGGGACGGAGAGCCGCGGGGGGAGAAGCGGGCGCUGCCGGCGAGACGGACUGAUGUGAGAGCCGGACGGAGCAGAAGCGCAGCUGGGAAGUUCACAGGGUU
Molecule: messenger RNA, 1036 nt
Organism: Tympanuchus pallidicinctus (lesser prairie-chicken)
Lineage: Eukaryota; Metazoa; Chordata; Aves; Galliformes; Phasianidae
Gene: SHOX2
Product: short stature homeobox 2
Exons: 5
Coding region: 1-906 (301 amino acids)
Biological process (GO): regulation of transcription by RNA polymerase II
Cellular component (GO): nucleus
Molecular function (GO): DNA-binding transcription factor activity, RNA polymerase II-specific; sequence-specific double-stranded DNA binding
Source: RefSeq, a predicted model, not a curated record